AACCACUUUUAUGUGGAAGUUCGACGUAUCGUGUUCAAUUGUAAUAGCGUGUAAUAAUCAUGAAUAUCACUCCCAUCGUGAUCUUUAUUUAUUCUUUAAGUUUAUCUCAGGCAGCAGCUGAUACACCUAUUAAUCCGAAUGAACUACCUUCAGCAUGUUGUGGGUAUCCUCAGUUCCAAAAUCCACGCAUCUUGUCGUCAUGUCGAAAUCGUUUCAAUCUUGCCAAAACCGUUAAUACUGAGGGCUGUGCUCAGGAGUGCUUCUUCAAUGCCACCAGAAUUUGGCGCGAUGAUCAGCCUAUAAGAGCAGCAGUUAUGACAGCUUUCACAAGAUUUGUGCCGAAUCAGUGGAGAAAUUUGAUAUCAUGGAGUACAAAUUUCUGUUUGGGCAAAUAUGUGUCUAUACCACCACAGCCAGUAAAUCCAUUUUCAAGAAUGUUAGUUAUUGGUAAUCCAAACUGCAAUGAAGGCCCAUAUAAAUUUAUACAAUGUGUUAGUGAGCAAAUUCUACGCUACUGUCCUGCCCAAAGAUUCCGUGCAACAAAAGAUUGCAUAAUGAAGCGGCAAAUAAUUGACAGCAGUUCUAAAAUGUCUGGGAACAAUGUGCAAGUGAUGGGAUGAUUUUCCACCUUCCAGCAGUUCAGGAUAUUACACAAAAAGAUGGAACUUUUGGUCAUAUGCAAAAUUUUUCCAGUAUAUUUCUAAUAAGACAAAUAAAAUGUGAAUUUUCAAUCAUAUAAUUCUUGUAUAUUGUGUAGAGGAAGUACACCAUUUCCCCAUUCGAAUUUGGAAAAUUCAAUUUGAGCAGAACAUUAUUAUCAAAAAUGAAUGUGUAUGUGAAGUAAAUUCAGCCUGACAAGAAGCUUAAGAGCAUGUGUUAUUUCAGUUCUUCCAAAAUAAAAUUACU
Messenger RNA from Phlebotomus papatasi, 906 nucleotides. RefSeq lists its product as uncharacterized. NCBI's taxonomy places the organism in Eukaryota, Metazoa, Arthropoda, Insecta, Diptera, Psychodidae. The record is from RefSeq and is a predicted model, not a curated record. Bases 60 to 620 code for a protein of 186 amino acids. The transcript has 6 exons.